AUGAGGGUCAGCUCCAAGGAUUGGUUGCUUUCCUUGCACUUCAUGCCGCUGGAGUUUGGCAUGCUGCUGACGCUAUUGGUGUUUUGCGUGGCACCAGCGUAUGCUGUCUGGUCGCUGCUGCUCCUUGCAUCAGGUUGCCUGUGCACAAUGGUGCUGCUCACCCUUCUUCCGCUUGCGCCGUUGAAGGCUGGAGGCACACAUCAUGUUGGUAUUCGCCACAUCACGCGUGAUCUGGCCGUGUACUACCCAACAUUUAUUAAGCCAAUUGAGGGGGAGCCUUGGCUUCCUGGCAAUGAUUCCUUUUACAUCCACACCAUGGCGGAGAGGGUCAGGCUGGGCAAAUUGUGGCUGAAACAUUUGAAGCUUGUGCAGAUUCCCUGCACCCGCAACGCGAGUAUCGUCUCACUCAUGACACAUGACGGUGAACCUCGGAAAGUCUUUAUUAUUAGUCAUACAUUAAAUACGCAUCACUUGGCAUACUCACGACUUGCCUUGGCGCUGUCUGCAUCUGGUGCCCUGGUGUAUAGCGUACUUCAUUCCGAUACCAUGGAUGUUUCCGUUGAAAAAAACAUAGCCCAGACACCUCUAGGUGAGGAUGAAGAAGAAUCGUUGCUGGAACUAGGACUGAGCCAAGAGCUCAUGGAGGCGCAACUGGAAAAACGUGUUGAAGACGUUGUGGGUGUUAUCGAGGGCAUUUCUGCAGGGAAGCUGCUUCGACAGUUGCGCGUUGGGCCCGUGGAAUUACAGUCAUUUAUCUCUGCUGGGAUUAAAUUCAACCUCAUUGGUCAUGGCUUCGGCGCUCUGACGAUGCUAGCUGUCGCCGUGAAGGCCCCCGCAGUCGCCUCCUGCAUUCACUCCGUCACUGCCUUUGAUGCGUGGCCGUUGGGUCUGCUGGAGCGUACUGUGGGAGGCACCGUCUCCAUGCCGCUGCACAUCCGGGUACAGCUCCUCGACUCCGAGGAGUGGUGCGAGCGCCGGGAAUACGUUGCGCGGUCGGAGGAGCUGCGGGCGCAGCUUUCCUCGUCUGGUGUCUCGUGCCUCCGCAAAACUUGCAGUGGGACCGACCACAAGUCCAUCAUGGACAUGGGUUUGCUGCUGCCCUUGACGAAGCGGAAGCGGUUUGCGUCCAAGAAGUCCGCAAAGCUUAUCCCUCUAAUGGCCAAGGAGGUGCUGCAGUUUACCGAGUGA
Molecule: messenger RNA, 1188 nt
Organism: Trypanosoma conorhini
Lineage: Eukaryota; Euglenozoa; Kinetoplastea; Trypanosomatida; Trypanosomatidae
Product: phospholipase A2-like protein
Exons: 1
Coding region: 1-1188 (395 amino acids)
Molecular function (GO): 1-alkyl-2-acetylglycerophosphocholine esterase activity
Source: RefSeq, a predicted model, not a curated record